Messenger RNA from Schistocerca gregaria, 384 nucleotides. RefSeq lists its product as uncharacterized. The record is from RefSeq and is a predicted model, not a curated record. Lineage: Eukaryota; Metazoa; Arthropoda; Insecta; Orthoptera; Acrididae. The transcript is spliced from 2 exons. The coding region runs from base 37 to 369 and encodes 110 amino acids.
UGUAGCGAGGCACCCAGUGUAGAAACCACUGCAGCCAUGAAGGGAGGGAUCGUUCUGCUGAUCGCUGGUGUGUUCCUCGUGGUGUACUGCACGCCGCUCGCUGCUGCAGACGAUGGCGACGAAGUGGUGGAAGGGGAAAACACAGACGCUGAUGACGACGACGGCGACAGCAUAGCAGACGACGACGACUACGCCAUCGAACUUGAGGAGGGUCCAAAUGUAGAGAGCAGGCGGGCAGUCAAAGGUGCUCACGCCCGGGCCGGCCACGCGAAACACGCGCGUGCAGGCAGCCGACACGCUGCGGGCAGAGCUGCAGUCAGGCCCCACGCCAGGUCAGGCGCCGCCCGCAGAGCCGCCCACAGAGCGUAGUCGCCGCUGCUGAGG